This is a messenger RNA of Coccomyxa subellipsoidea C-169, 2249 nucleotides long. RefSeq lists its product as hypothetical. Gene Ontology annotation, cellular component: endoplasmic reticulum. The coding region runs from base 267 to 2249 and encodes 660 amino acids. The record is from RefSeq and is a predicted model, not a curated record. Gene Ontology annotation, molecular function: lipid binding. Lineage: Eukaryota; Viridiplantae; Chlorophyta; Trebouxiophyceae; Coccomyxaceae. The transcript is spliced from 13 exons.
AUUGAUCGUUGGUGAAAACUCAAGAUCGGCUUAGUGGAGACAUCAGAGAUUGGAUCAAGGCGUUUACAUCCGAUCGUCCAGGCCAAAUAAAAUAAGCAAGGUGCUGAACCUAGUCAGCGAGCUAGUUUUGCGCAGAAAGGGUUUUCAACGUCAGAGGAAUUAAGAACGCGCACAAACUUACAGUCAAAACUUCCUCACGCAGUAUUCUGCGCAAUCAUGGCGUGACACUGCGCGGAUCGAGAAAGUACACUGAACUGUGAGUCAGAAUGCUGGCCACUGCAAUUGGGCUUGGGAUUGGAGCUGUUGGAGGAAUCUCGGUUGGCAACCUCAUUUUCCCUGGGAAGCUACCUGAGAAGGAUCUGCACAAAUUCUCUCUAGAAGCAGACAACGAUGACACCAUCCCCAUGCCCCCCGCUGCCAAGGAUGGCAAUGUCCAGGGCAAGCCGCGGAACUUCCUGCCCUAUGCACCAGCAUGGGCCAAGCAUCCCGACUAUGACAGGGUGCUGUGGAUGAACACCACGCUGCGCACGAUGUGGCCCUACUACAACCAUGCAGUCGGGCAGCAGGUGCUGGAGCAGGUCAACCCUAUCAUCGCAGAGCAGCUCAAACCGUACCCUUUCAUCCAGGCAGUGGACAUAGAGGUGCUGGAUCUGGGCACCAAGCCGCCAGCCAUUGGCGGCGCCAAGACAUACACAUCCUCAGUGGACGAGGCCAUCCUGGAGGCGCCCGUAAUGUGGGGCAGCGACAUGCGCGUCCGAGUCGCCGUGCGCAUCAAGCUCGGCGGCUAUGUGCUCUACCUGCCCGUCGAGGUGUCCAACAUCCAGGUGCGGGCGGACGCGCGAAUUACGAUAGCGCCCCUGGUGGAUACGCUGCCUUGCCUGGGCGCAGUUUCCAUCAGUCUACUGGACCCGCCACAUCUGGACGUCAGCCUGCAGAUCUUCGGCGGCCUCGACCUUAUGCUCCUCCCGGGCCUCCGCGAAGCCGUGCACUUCGCCAUCCACAAGGUGCUGGGCGACAUGAUAGUGUACCCCAACCGCAUGUCCUUUGACAUCAUGCCGGGCGGCGGCAAGCCCCCCGAGCCAAAGGGCAUGCUGGUCAUCAAGGUCAAGCGCGUCAGUGACAUCCACGGCGGUGGUGACCUCUUCUCCAAGGUGGAUCCGCUGGUGCAGAUGAGUGUGCGUGACGGGCGCAAGCUGGCGACUAAGACAGUGAUGAACAACAAGAACCCGGAGUACAACAAUGUCUUCAACUUCAUCGUGGAUGAUCCGGAGAACCAGUCCAUCACAGCCUACCUCAUGGACAACGACUUCCCCUUCCACAAGACGUUGGGCCUGGCGGACAUCCCUCUGAAGGGCGCGGAGUUCAUGACACAGCCCCGCAAAGUGGUGCAGCUGGAGACGCCCUUCUUCAAGCCCGAAGCGCACGGCCACCUGCUCAAACUGGCCAAGGUUGGUGCCGGCGCGAGCGCGGCCACAAAGGAGGCAACAGCCAGCACGAUGGGAGGACCGGCAAAGGGGGAUGCCAAAGCAGCAGAGGAGUCUGACAAGCCAGAGGCUGAAAAGGCCGACCAGGACCUUGACCGACUCGCCAAGAAGGACCCCGAGCGCUUCAAGAAGGCAGAAGUGGGUCACCUGCACCUGGAGCUGCAGUUCUGCCCCUUUGUCGCGGCGGGUGAAAGGGCCGAGGCGGACUCCGGCAAGCCCAAGCCGGCCGGCGAGAAGUCAAUGAUUCGGCGCAUGACUCGCAGCAACGUGAGCAAUGACCACAAGGGAGUGCUCACCGUCAAUGUCAUCUCCGCUGCCAACCUCACGACCCCCAACGAGAAAGGGGACGUGGACCCCUUCGUGGCGCUGUCUCUGUACGACCCGGCCAGAAAUGACUCGGAGCGGCAGGAGACCAGCAAGCUGGUGAACGAGCCGGACCCCAAGUGGGGGGAGAAGUUUGACUUCAUCAUGGCAUCAGCCACCAGCGUGCUGACUGUGGACGUGUGGGACAGCCUCGGCUGGCUGGAGGGGCGGCUCUCCCUCAAGGGCCUCACAGGGCGCAAGGAGACGAAGCAGAAGAUUGCUACACUGCGGCUGAAUAUCGCAGAGGUUGUGCGCAACGGCAAGAUCCGGGACUCCUGGGCCCUGCAGGACACUCAGCAGGGUGACAUCACUCUGGCGCUGACGUGGACGAGUGUGCAGCUGGAUGCUGAGUCAGACAUCAAGGCAGAGCCGAAUGAUGAUGCAGACGAAGAUGAAGAGUGA